Messenger RNA from Mauremys mutica (yellowpond turtle), 1882 nucleotides. RefSeq names its product vesicle-associated membrane protein 3-like. The record is from RefSeq and is a predicted model, not a curated record. NCBI's taxonomy places the organism in Eukaryota, Metazoa, Chordata, Testudines, Geoemydidae. Gene Ontology annotation, cellular component: plasma membrane; SNARE complex. Gene Ontology annotation, molecular function: syntaxin-1 binding; SNAP receptor activity. The transcript has 4 exons. Bases 32 to 277 code for a protein of 81 amino acids. Gene Ontology annotation, biological process: SNARE complex assembly; vesicle fusion.
UUUCCUCAUUUAUGGAGGACAGUCUUAUAAUAUGCAUCCAGAUAUCCUCCAAUCACACAAGGUGAUUGACAUCAUGAGGGUGAAUGUGGACAAGGUUUUGGAACGAGAUCCAAUGCUGUCAGAGUUGGAUGAUGCACUGCGGGCGGAAUUUGAGACCAAUGCUACCAAGCUGAAAAAAAAGUAUUGGUGGAAGAACUGUAAGAUAUGGGCAGUGUUGAUAGCAUUUGUUCGCAUCAUCAUCAUCAUCACCAUCACUGUCUGGAGUGUAUCCUCAUGAGUUACAAGAAGAAAUGCAAACCAGUGGAAGCCAUCUCUCUCCUUCAAACCUGCUGUAUUCUCAAGCUCUCACCUACUGAUAUAUAAAGCAAAAUUAUUUCGAUUAGUCAUGUGAUAACUUUCUCUCAUUUAUAGGAAAUGUGCCUUUAUUUAAAAGUUACACUCCUAAUUUUAAAAUACUAAUAAGCACAGGCCACACCUUGCACAGUGCCUUGGUAAUCUUGAGUAUGAGCUGGUGAAGAGGAUUUCAUGUUUGCAUUUCAGAAUCUAGAAGCAAUGUAUUGUUGCCAGUGACGACAGCAUUCUAGAUCAAUGUGAAGAGUAUGUUUGGGUAUCUGUCCUCUUCGCUGUCUCCUUCAUGCCUCAAUUUAAAGAUGUCUCUUCUGACACACUACUAAAGGAAUGGGAACCAAAUCUUAAAUUUGUGCCUUCUUGGAAGAAACUCUGAAUACGUCUGCCAUUUGAACAGACUUUGCCUGCCUUGCCUUACUCCAUUAAUGCCUUCUGACUAGUUGUGGAAGAACCUGCCACCCUUGUAAACACUACUUGUCAUUCACUGCUGUUUUAUCAAUAUGCAGUUAAAUUCUAUUAUUGAAGUUCUAAAUAUUGGAGCACUGAACCGUUAGUGCUGCCUUGUGGUAUUUCUGAUUAAACACAUCUCUAUAAGGUGUUUACAUUUUCUUCAAAAGACAGUCUGUCACUUUUUGGUGUCAGUUUAAUCUGAAAGAGUAUCUUUAAAAAUGUUUAGUGUUUGUAAUGUAGACACUUACCAAAGUUGGUUUUGUUUGGGGGUUUUGUCUUUUGCCAAAAAGUAGUUCAGUGAAAACUUUUCUCUGCAAGCCAGCAAGAUGUUUCCAGUGUAGAAUCAGUGCCAAAUGUAGUUUAAAAAUGUAUAUAUAUUUAUAUGUAAUCUGUUUGCAUUACUUCACAAAUUGUCUUCCCUCUAAACUAGUCCUCUGAGUGAAUGUUCCCUUAGGACUUCAGGAAAGGUUGGUAACAAACGCCGUUGCCUCUUCCCUCUUCUCGACAAACUUUUUCGGUAUGGCUGACUGUUCUCCAUGAGGAGGGAAAGAAAUAACUUGGUGCUUCACCCAGAGUCACCACUAUGUGUACCCUCUAGUCUGUCUGUUUCUAAUUUCUUUCCAGUCCUUGUUUCUACUUCCUCUGUAUAGUUUUUCCUUUCUCUUGUCUCUUUUUUCCUCCCUUACUUUGCUCUGUUGGCUUAUAAUUAACUAUCUGAGGCCUUGCCUGUGUCUUUGAGGAUGAAGAGGGAGAGAAAGGCAAGGAUUUCUUUGCCUGCUGAAGUAAUUUCUGUUCUAUCUUCAUCACUGCAGUGACUUCUUUGAAUGUACAAAGUCUCUUAGAAAAAUAACUCGACUGUAUAAAUGCACCAUGGACCAGUAACAAAGCUAACAGUACAAAAAUGUAAUCUUAUUUACUCACAAUUAAGAAACUUUUUAUUAUUAUGUUUAUGCUGCAGCUUUUAAAGAAAUAUCAACUCUCUGUACUAGUUCCUACACUGUCAGAGGUUUCUAAGUGUAUGUCACCAGGGAGGCGUGUGUCCCUGCACUGUGUUGGCCUUUGUAACUUUUAAUAAAGCAGCUGU